UUCCGGCUUUUUUGGCUGCCACUUCAUGAAAUUUGUAUAGAGAAAGAAGGAUGUUAUCAGAUUGAAAUGAUCAUUAACCAAGAGCUUUCUGGAUUAGAUGUUAAAUUAACAGCUGUGAUGUUUACUAGAGAAUUACAGAUAGAGCUUGAUAUUGUUGAAGUUGUAAAUAUUGUUGUUUUAUUGGUGUUACUUGUUAGAUUAGUGCAAAAGAUUGGUUUAAAAAUUUUGAAAGAUUUGGCUUGUAUAGACAUUUUUGUUUCAACAAAAACAUUUGUCGCAAUUUGGACAAUUUUUACGAAGUUAAAAUUUUGCAAAAAGUCGCAUUUUCUGCAUUAUGGAUACUCUCCUCACGGCCUUCCUGUCAUCUGGAAUGCAGCAUACGCCACACCAAACAAGUUUUAAAAUUCCUGGUCAGAGUUGGAUUGAUAAAGACAAUAUAAAUUGUAUUAUCCCAUCAGUAGUAGAUAAUAUUUGCAUGAAGUCCAUAAUCACAAAAGAAAAAGAAUAUCCAUGGCAAUAUUACAAGAUGGCAGCAACAACAGGUUUUCAACAGUUUGGUAACCCAGAACUGUCUACAGAAAUUGAUGUAAAUCCACUAGCCAAUACAGAAGUUUCAGGAACCGAGGCACCAUAUUCAUCAUACUUAACCCACCAAAUGUAUCACAAACUUAAACAAAAAAGAAUUUCUUCACUUAUUUACAUUGCUGCAAGGUGUUGCCUUAAACUUGGAUGCAUGAUUACAAGUGAACAUUCUGAUUUAACACCCCAUGAAUGUUGUACAGAAAUGGCUAAUCAAAAUAUCCACUGUGUUUGUGAAAACCUCCAAAAUGGUAAUAGAUGUUGUAACUUGCAUAAUCUUUACAUCCAAAAUAUGAAGAUAAAUAAUAACAGUAUAUCAUGGACAGUUACGUACUUAAAAAAUGAUUCUUGCAAUUAUGAGAUCAGUGUUGCCAAUCCCAUAUAUGACAUUUCAAUGGAAUCUACCAAUUUUGUUGAUAUAUCUACCGACUCCUUUGAAAUUGAAUUCUCCAGCCAUGGCAGUGACACUGAAAAUGUAUUUGAAUUGGAAUCGAAUUGCUUGCAAGGGUUCACUUUUCAUAUACAUGGUGGUAGUGUUGAAGGUAGUAAUGAUGAUGACAGCGAAGGUGAUAAUGAAAGUUUGGUUUAUGAAACUUCUGAUGAUGAAGAUGAUGAUGAAUAUUGCUUUUAUUCCUUCGAAGUUGAACCUGUUGAGAGUAUGUCAUGUGACACAAGUGGUAUAUUUCAUGAAGAUAUCCCUGCUAUGCUUGAUAUCAGAGUCAAUACUUCAAAACAAAAGAACAUAUCUAAGUAUCAUCAAAAGUGCGUAUGUGGAAUGGAAAAUGAACCAAGUAAGAAUAAUAUAAAGGAUAACAACAACCAAAAGAAAAAAGUAUCUUUUACCAAAGAUGUAGAAGUUCAUCAUUUAAUCGCUUGGAAGCAUGCUUACAACCAAUCUCGCAAAAGUUUCUGGGUUAAAAUUGCUAAUGAUAGAGCUCAUUUUCUAAGACGUAUUCAAAAUGUGGAGAAGGUUUUAGAUCCUAUUCUUCGAAGUAAACUAGAACAUUGUUAAAUAAUCACAUCUCGUUUUACUUUUGUCAAUUUAAAUUAAUAUUUUUUUGGCAUUAAUUUUCAGUUCCAGUUGAAGUUUUUUCUAUUUGAAGAUUUUAAUCUUAUGUAUUUUAUUAAUCGUAUGUAUUUUAACUUACAAAACAUAUUUUGGAAAAGAGUGAUACUAAACAUAUAAAUAUAAAUACAACAUAUAAAUGUAUUAUUUAUAUACAAUAACUUGAAGUAGUUUGUAAAGCACCCUGCGUAUUUAUAAUUUUCUUAAUAUAUAUAUUUUUUUA
Messenger RNA from Hydractinia symbiolongicarpus, 1868 nucleotides. RefSeq lists its product as uncharacterized. The record is from RefSeq and is a predicted model, not a curated record. NCBI's taxonomy places the organism in Eukaryota, Metazoa, Cnidaria, Hydrozoa, Anthoathecata, Hydractiniidae. The transcript is spliced from 2 exons. Gene Ontology annotation, cellular component: protein phosphatase type 1 complex; endoplasmic reticulum. The coding region runs from base 335 to 1591 and encodes 418 amino acids. Gene Ontology annotation, molecular function: protein phosphatase regulator activity. Gene Ontology annotation, biological process: response to endoplasmic reticulum stress.